This is a messenger RNA of Amoebophrya sp. A120, 2364 nucleotides long. Lineage: Eukaryota; Dinophyceae; Syndiniales; Amoebophryaceae. The record is from the annotation of a GenBank genome assembly.
AGAAAAUCCGCUGUCCUUCGCUUCUGAAAAUUCAGGUACAAAAAGAGCUUGUCCUUAGUAAGGAAGUAGUAUUUAUUUUGGCUUAGAGAUUCGUGGCAUAGCGGCAAACCUUCCCCAAGCAUGUUCCUUCUAGACAUCGAAGACACUGAGUCGGACAAUUUCCCCUGGAGCCCCGAGCUCGCUGUUGAAGAAGAUGAUGGCACACCGGCGGCGACAGGCAUAGCUGACGAAAUAUCUACUGCUGACCACGCGCAGCACGACGCUCACGUCGAUGAACGUCGCGCGAAGCCCCUGCCGGUGAAAAACUUGAAAUGCCCGAAGUGCGAGCGGAAGCUGUGUUUGUGUCGCCACGUCAAGACACACCUGGACCGGUUGGUGGCGGAGCUGCGAAGCGGGCGAGAGGAUGCGCAGCAGGCUUCUGGGGUUUUGGCCGACGGCGCUCCUCGUCAAGCGGCUGUUGACUGUCAGUUGCAAAGCUGUCGGGUUUGGGUUUUGCAACACGUGCGGGAAUCGCAGAAGAACGCCAUCAGCAGCGUACCAGUCCUGAGAGCUUGUCUGGGGGGUCUAGAGCGAAGGCACGGGCAGGAGGACGCCACGCACCACGGCAGCACGCAUCGGAUCAAUUCGAUUCGCGUCCACACCACGGCGCCACCCAAACCGGGUUCGUCCGAAGGAGCGGCAGCUGCACCACAGCAAGAAAAUCGAUCUCCAUGGUCGCCCGAGUUUCCCGCAGCAUGGAAAAAUAUGCUGAACAGCCCGAAUACCGUCUUGCUGUGGCCGGGAGAGAAUUCCGUGUCUCUGGAAGACGUGGUGGCGGGAAUGAAGGGCGAUGAGCUUGAUAUUGCUGUUGCACCAGCGAGGAGUAGUUAUAUUGGAGGCGGCGCAACCCAUACGGAAGAUGAAAGUCAUAGUAGUGCACCGAGUUCUUGUUCUGUUGGCGAACAAGCACAGACCGAUCCUUACUCUACGCCACCGCGGGCUGUCGUUGCAUCGGAAGGCGCGACCACUGCGCGAACACAGCGUGCGUUGAAUACCCCUUUGACAGCGUCACGAAUGCCGGCUGGAAGUGAAAAACGAUGCGAGUACGAGCCCUUAGAUGAUCAUAUGCAAGACCCCGACGAAGGAGAAAAUUCCUCGGGUCGUGGAAGAAGUUUAUCUCCAAAAUGCCGUAUCAUCAGCCUCCUGGCGCUCGACGGCACCUGGAGUCAGGCGCGCCAGCUGUACCAGGCGUUACUCCACUCGUUUCCGGACGAGAUGGAAAGGAUGAAGCGGAUCCAUUUGAAUACGUCAUACGAAAAAUCGCUCUACGAGGGCAUCCGCAAGGAACCCAAAAAGGGCUUUGUCUCCACACUCGAGGCGGUGGCGCUGUGCCUUCCGCUGAUAGACGAGCGAAAUGCAAAAGUCGCGGAAUUCUUAACCAACUGCUUCGACGCCGUUUGCUCGGAAAUGAGGCGAUUUUCAGAAAGCUGCGACAGUGUUGUUGCAUUACAGAGUCGUGGGUGUAUAAGGAACGAGCAUGAAGGAGUCAAGAAUGCUAAUGGAGCAUCAGACGCAGCGAACCACGCUAAAACUUCUAGUACCAAGUGCCUUAUUUCUACUCCCGGACGCGGCGGCAAGAGUGCUGAGCACGACCUAUUGUUGAAAAAUGGGGCAGCGGGACGUCGAACCCUCUUCGACCACAACAAGCGAACCCCAAAAAUGGACCCCAAGUACUGUGAUACGAAGGAGCAGCUUUUCACGAUUGUCCGCGACGAGCGCGACCCGUUGACCAACAAAGUGACCUACGUCCCGGUAGACUUGGAAAGGGAACUUUUACAGUACGAAAACAUCGUGGACACGGUGCUGUUUCACCACGACGGUGGAUAUUUUUCAUCACCGCCAUCAGCUUAUAACUCGUGCCCCAACUCAAUCGAGGGUUCGACUUCUGAGGACGGCGGCGGGGAGGAGGAGGAGCACCAUCUCGCAAUUAUAUCGGGAGAUGAUGUUGCGGCCAAUGAAGCUACUGGUACAACUGAAGGAGGAACGGAGUCAACAAUGAAAUCAAAAGUACGAGCUGUAAAAAUGUUGACCAAAAAUAUACACACUCACGGGCUUUUUCACAAUGAAAAGUUUGGCACCUAUUCUGCCGUAAAGCAGUAUACAGAAAUGCUAAACCAGGUUUUGCAAAAGAAAAAAGGCGAGCGCUUCACUGUGCAGCCGAGUUUCCGGCUGAGGAAAUUGAAUACUGAAGUUGAGCAUUAGCAGGACCAGUGCUUCGGGCGAAUUUUUCUAUGUGACAGUGAUCUAGCUUUCCGAGCGACUUGUAAAGCACAUAAGCGACGAUUCAAGUUUUUGCUAGCGGCUCGAGAAGAUGCGGGAGCUUCC